ACCAAUCACCAAGGACUUAUUAAAUAAUGACGUUAUUGUUUCUCAGGCAACUGGGAAGGUUAUCCCCAGAGGCGGACCAAUGAUCAGUCACGUAAGACGCAGCGGAACCAAUCGCACUUUUUUUUUUUAAAUAUCCGCCCGCCCUAUUUCUGUACCAGAAGGAAGUGCGGCACCUUAGUGAUCUCGAGUUGAAGCUGUGCGUUGCUCACGUGACCGAGAUCUCACAUGACGUAGGAGCUCACGUGAUCUAUCGCUUACGUGAGCAGAAGUAGUUCUGGUCGUCGUCUACCGUCUCGCUAUAGCCGUUUGAGGGAAGAAGGAGGAAAAUUACUCGAUAUCAUUAGAGCCACACUGAAAUUGCACUGAGCCUAGCUUGCCACCGAGAUCCCAACAGUCACCAUGAUGCUGAGCACAGAAGGCAGGGAGGGGUUCGUGGUGAAGGUCAGGGGCCUACCCUGGUCCUGCUCAGCCGAUGAGGUGAUGCGCUUCUUCUCUGAUUGCAAAAUCCAAAAUGGCACAUCAGGUAUCCGUUUUAUCUACACCAGAGAAGGCAGACCAAGCGGUGAAGCAUUUGUCGAACUUGAAUCCGAAGAUGAAGUGAAACUGGCUUUGAAGAAGGACAGAGAAACCAUGGGACACAGAUACGUGGAAGUAUUCAAGUCCAACAGCGUUGAAAUGGAUUGGGUGUUGAAGCAUACAGGUCCGAAUAGCCCUGAUACUGCCAAUGAUGGCUUCGUCCGGCUUAGAGGACUCCCAUUUGGCUGUAGCAAGGAAGAAAUUGUUCAGUUCUUUUCAGGGUUGGAAAUUGUGCCAAAUGGGAUGACACUGCCGGUGGACUUUCAGGGGCGGAGCACAGGGGAGGCCUUUGUGCAGUUUGCUUCGCAGGAGAUAGCUGAAAAGGCCUUAAAGAAACACAAGGAAAGAAUAGGGCACAGGUACAUUGAAAUCUUCAAGAGUAGCCGAGCUGAAGUCCGAACCCACUAUGAUCCUCCUCGAAAGCUCAUGGCUAUGCAGCGGCCAGGUCCCUAUGAUAGGCCAGGGGCCGGCAGAGGGUAUAAUAGCAUUGGCAGAGGAGCUGGGUUUGAAAGGAUGAGGCGGGGUGCCUAUGGUGGAGGGUAUGGAGGGUAUGAUGACUAUGGUGGAUAUAAUGAUGGGUAUGGCUUUGGGUCUGAUAGAUUUGGAAGAGACCUCAAUUACUGUUUUUCAGGAAUGUCUGAUCAUAGAUAUGGAGAUGGUGGGUCCAGUUUCCAGAGCACCACAGGGCACUGUGUACACAUGAGGGGGUUACCUUACAGAGCCACUGAGAAUGAUAUUUACAAUUUUUUCUCCCCUCUUAACCCUAUGAGAGUACACAUUGAAAUUGGACCUGAUGGCAGAGUUACUGGUGAGGCAGAUGUUGAAUUUGCUACUCAUGAAGAUGCUGUGGCAGCUAUGGCAAAAGACAAAGCUAAUAUGCAACACAGAUAUGUGGAGCUCUUCUUGAAUUCUACUGCAGGAACAAGUGGGGGGGCGUAUGAUCACAGCUAUGUAGAACUCUUUUUGAAUUCUACAGCAGGGGCAAGUGGUGGUGCUUAUGGGAGCCAGAUGAUGGGAGGCAUGGGCUUAUCCAACCAGUCUAGUUACGGAGGGCCUGCUAGCCAGCAGCUGAGUGGUGGUUAUGGAGGUGGCUAUGGUGGUCAGAGCAGUAUGAGUGGAUAUGACCAAGUUCUGCAGGAAAACUCCAGCGACUAUCAGUCUAAUCUCGCUUAGGUAGAGAAGGAGCACUGAACAGCUCUUACGGAAAUAAAAGCUGUGCAUUUAUGGGAGUUGACUAGAAUGGGAGGAGGGAUGUCUAGCAUAUCCAGUAUGGUUGGUAAAUGGGAAAUAUAAUUGAUUCUGAUCACUCUCGGUCAACUUCUUCCUUUCUUUUUCCUUCCUUCCUUCCUUCCUUUUUUAAGAAAAUAAGAAAUUAAGUUUAACAGUUUUGCAUUACAGGCUUGUGAUUCAUGCUUACUGUAAUUGGAAUUCGGGAUUGUUUUAAAACUUCAAGCUCAGUAAUUUUGAACACUGAAACAUUCAUCUAGGAUGUAAUAACAAAUUUCAGUAUUGACCAUAACUGUUAAACAAUUUUCAGCUUUCCUAAAGUUAGUUACGUUGUAGGAGUGUAUCUAAGCAGUAAGCGUAUUUAGGUUAAAGCAGUUUCACUUAUGUUAAAUGUUGCUCUUAUACCACAAUACAUUGAAAACUUUGGAUGCAUGUUGAGAAACAUGCUUUUCUGUAAAAUUCAAAUAUAGGAGCUGUGUCUACGAUUCAAAGUGAAAACAUUUGGCAUGUUUGUUAAUUCUAGCUUUUUGGUUUAAUAUCCUGUAAGGCACGUGAGUGUACACUUUUUUUUUUUUUUUUUUUUAAGGAUCUGGGAAAAUUUCGAGAUGUAAUACCAAUACUUUAGGAGUUUGGUCGUGUUGUUUGUAUGGCAUUCUAAGGCUUUGAUUUAAAUCUUUCCUUGUAUUGUGAUUUCCAUUUAGAUGUAUUGUACUAAGUGAAACUUGUUAAAUAAAUCUUCCUUUUAAAAACUGGAAAAUAAUUUUGUAUAGUCUGAUUAUUAUUAUGUUCUACCAUAUGGGCACCAUGUAAUACACUUUACAAUCCCCUGCUAUUGAAAUUUAAAUUGUUUUAAAUUUUUUAAUUAUAAAAAAUACAUGAGCAACCUUAUAUAUAAUACAUCUUUGCACAUAUUAUUUUAAAGAUUUGCAAAAAGUGGAAUUGCUGAAAUGAAGGUAUAUAUGUUUUUGAGGCUUUUGAUUUGUAUUACCAGACAGUGGUACUUUGUGUUUUCACCAAGAGUGUGUGUUUUACUUUUUACUUUCCUCCCCAUACCCUCCUCUGCGAUACACGUUAUUCUCUUUGAUCUUUGCCAGUUUGUUAGUUGAAAAACAGUAUCCCAUUGCUAUUUUAAUUUGAUUAAUACUGAGGUUGAUUAUUUUUGUUUCUAAACAUCACCCUGACUGCAGACUGACUGUGUUACUCUGUAGACUUUGCAGUAUAUCAGGACAGCAUUCUUGAAGCUCCAAAGAAGUAAAAGCGAUUUCUUUGCCUUUCAUUUAACCACAAACUAGAUCCAAGGUACCAGUAGGUUUUAUAAAAUAAGUGGGCUUGUGUUAUUAUUGAAAUUGUUCAGUCUCUUUCAUGAAUUUAUUAAUAGAGCCUACAAACACCCUUUACUUUUAGGUUUUUCAGGGCAUCUAAAGCUUGUUUUAAGCCAGUGGGUCUCAAACUUGAGCAUGCAUCAGGAUCACAUGCAGGGCUUGGAAAAACAUUGAUUGCUGGGCCCCAUUCCUAGAGUUUCUGAUUCAGUAGUUCUGGGGUGGGGCCUGAGAAUUUGCUAAUACUGCUGCUCUUAUGACCAGGCUUUGAGAGCCAUCAGAGCGCUGCAGUGGCUUAAAAAAAAAAAAAAGGCCACUAUAAACCCACUCUUUCCCCAAAACUGCAUCUUUGAGGAGCUGCUUCUUUAAUGAUCCCUGAUUGCUUCCCCUUUGUUCCCCUAACACAUAGUUUAAACUUACUAAAGUACAAGUAACACAUGAUUAUUUACAACAUCUUGCACCUGCUGUGAGGACUCUGAACCCCUGUGGCAUCAGGGGUUAUCUCACAUUUUUGUCCUGAUCACAGUGCCUUUAACAAUUCACCACUCAAUGGCCUGCAGGUCUGUAUGUCCUCAAGCCAGUGGUACCAGCUGUACUAGAAUUUCUACAGACCUCAUAAAUCUGACCAGCCUGGAAUUGAACUGUUAACUUUGGGUUGUUUAGGCCUUUGAACCUGGCGAAAUGCCCUAAGACAUGAGUGAGAUACCAAAUUGGUAUUACCUUGACUCCAUUUCAUUCAGGUACUCUCUUCAUUGAGAACCAUUCUCAGAAAAUGCAGUGGGAGGUGAUUUAAGAUUCUUUGAUGACUUCUGUUUUCUAUCAUAGAUGUCAAAAGACUAAGAAAUCCAUUUUGACUCCUAUUCCCUACUAAGUCAGUCAUUACCUUGCCCUCUUAAGCCUUUCAAGAAGCUUCUCUUAGAGGAUUCAGGAGUAGGUGUUUUGCUUCCCAGGCUGCUCAAUUCAUUUUCCAGAAUGUUCUCUAGGUACGACUGAAGAUUCUCCAGUUAGCCACUAGAUGUCAUCACAUCCCAGGAAAGGACACGCUGAACCCUGAGACACUUGUUUCCUCUUUGCUGCAUGAGAAAACUUACAAGGACUUAGGGAAGCAGUCAAAAGAGACCCUAGAGAAGGUCAGUGGACAGACUAGGGGUGUGCAAAGGGAGAGCAGUACCUGCCACGGCAGCAGCACAGAUGUUUGUGCGUGUGCAUGUGUGCACACACCCACACACCCCACCAGUGAUCUCUCUCCUCAAAUUUAACUCCACCCAGAAGAGCUGCUGGGCAGUAAAGUGGGCAACCCACCCACACCCCCCCCAACCACAAGUCCGGGUUCAUUUUAGACUGUGGACGUGAGCUACCUGGCAGGAUCAGGCGGAAAGUUCGUAGUCAUGAUAAUCUUGGCCUUACGGGGUCCCUACUGAUGCCUUGUGCCAGUGGUUCUCAGAGUGUGGUCCCUGGUCCAGCAGCAUCGGUAUCACCUGGGGCCUUGUCAGAGAUGGACAUUCUCAGGUCCUACCCCAGACCCACUGAAUCAGACACUCUGGGGAGGGGCCCAGCAACCUGUGCUCUAACAGGACCUCCAGGUGAUUCUGGAGUGUUUGAGAAACACUGGCUUAUGCGUG
Molecule: messenger RNA, 4744 nt
Organism: Loxodonta africana (African savanna elephant)
Lineage: Eukaryota; Metazoa; Chordata; Mammalia; Proboscidea; Elephantidae
Gene: HNRNPH2
Product: heterogeneous nuclear ribonucleoprotein H2
Exons: 2
Coding region: 400-1749 (449 amino acids)
Cellular component (GO): ribonucleoprotein complex
Molecular function (GO): RNA binding
Source: RefSeq, a predicted model, not a curated record